Atta colombica is the source of this 848-nucleotide messenger RNA. Its product is annotated as zinc metalloproteinase nas-37-like. Lineage: Eukaryota; Metazoa; Arthropoda; Insecta; Hymenoptera; Formicidae. The record is from RefSeq and is a predicted model, not a curated record. The transcript is spliced from 4 exons. The coding region runs from base 320 to 706 and encodes 128 amino acids.
CGUAACUAGUUUAGCGGUCCACGACAGUUAGCUGCCACAAGUCGGCAGAUUCGGUCGAUUUGACCGCUAUUGGCUCUGAACAGUACCGGCGAGCGCUUCUCCCGUUACAACAUUGACAAGAGAACACGCGAAGAGAGACCGCACUGACCCUGUGUCCCCUGUGGAGUCUGUCGACCUUUGAUACUGGACCAACGACAAAAGCCUACCAAGAAAACGUCAAACGAUUGACGAUCUUCCCUCUUCUCUUGGAUUAUCGCCGUUUACGAUAUUCUUCGCGGGGCUUUUUGACGUUUCUUGUCUCACCUCAUCUGGAAACAUCAUGCUACCAAGAUUGACGCUCUCAGUUGCGCUACUCCUCCUAACAAUGGGAGUUAUAUUGUCGAAGGGAUGCGAGUUGGAUCAGAUGCGAUACGGAUGCCGCAUCUAUAAUGCACAAUGCAGUUGUGGCUACGGCUGCAAAUCCGAAUACAGAUAUGACAACAAUGAUGAUUGCAAGUUAGCACUGAAAGGAAGACGUAGCGACAUAUGUUCUCGAUCGAAACCUUGCCUGAACGAAGGUUCAUGUUCUCAAAUAUCGUCGGAGCCCGGAUUUAAAUGUCGUUGCGAAGGAACUGGAUUCUACGGCACUUACUGCGAGACACCUUGUCCACGACCAGACAAUACACUUUUCCGAGGACAAUUCCCUUACGAAUGUGUGGUGAUCUAACUCGAAUCUCUCCUUUUACUUUCAUCUGAAAUACAAAUUUGUCUUAAUAUGAUACAUACAUACAUACAAGGAAAGAAACGCGUUUCAUAAAACAUAUUUACACACAUCUUUGUACAUACAUAAUAAAUAUUAAAACACACAA